Sphaeramia orbicularis (orbiculate cardinalfish) is the source of this 1749-nucleotide messenger RNA. RefSeq names its product nuclear apoptosis-inducing factor 1-like. The coding region runs from base 330 to 1169 and encodes 279 amino acids. Lineage: Eukaryota; Metazoa; Chordata; Actinopteri; Kurtiformes; Apogonidae. The record is from RefSeq and is a predicted model, not a curated record. Gene Ontology annotation, cellular component: nucleus. The transcript has 4 exons.
UUGAUACACGCGCGAACGGUAGUCUUCCUUAUAAAGCAAGAAACGGUGAAAGUGUUUAUUUGUCGUAUGCGUGUGUUUAUGAACGAAAACCAGACAAACCGUGUACCACAGGGACAGUACCCGACACGGUUAGAGGGUUAGGCUGUUUCUGAACCGACCGACGGACGUUUGUGGCUGAAGACUUGGCUGGUUUGUCAGCUGAGGGUGUGUUUGUUUCGUCUCCGCUGCACCGGGAGCAGAGCUACAGAGAGUGAGUCAGCAGGGGGGAUAGAGAGCAGCGUGUGCUACCACCAACAGAGGAGUGAGGCUCUGCAGCUACAAGCUAGGACAUGGCGAGUUUGGAGACACGAAAGCGCAAAGCUAAAUUCAACCCAACAGAAUUAGAGGUGUUGGUGGAUGAAUCAAACAAAUACUUACAUGACCUACAACAAAAAAAUCUGACGCUCGCACAGAGGACCGCCAUAUGGGAGAAAAUCUGUCAAAAAGUAAAUGCUGUUGGCAGAACGGUACGAACAGUGGAUGAAGUGAAAAGAAGAUAUCAAGACAUCAGAAGAAGAACAAAAGAAAAAUUGGCUUAUAAUAGACUGUCAGCAAAUCAUACAGGUGAGGGCCAAGUGGAUCCUCUGACCAGGAUUGAGGAGAAGGUGCAGGUGACGUUUUCUGAUGAGCAAGUUGCUGGAAUUGCCGAGUAUGACACACUGGACAUAAAAAUAGAAGAAGAAACUUCAUCAGAAGCUGAACAACCCCCCCCAAACUUCCCCAAAGUAGACCCCACCCCUUCAGCGCUUCAAAACGGCCCAGAGGACAUUAAUCUGCAGUUGCUGCGGGAACAAAACAAACAGGCCGCAGCCCUUCAGUUAAUUGCACGGGAGAUGCGAGCGUCGGCGUCGUUGGCACGGGCGGUCAGGCGCGACACACAGGCCAUUGCCACGCACUGCAGACAGAUGGUCAGCGCAGUAUCCGCCCUGACGAUGGCCGUCAAUGCUGUGGCAAAAGAACUACAGACAAUGACUGCUCUCCAUUCAGGUGCAGAAGCGGGCCGGCCAAGUUCUGCAGCGACAGAUAGGCAGUCGGAGACCGAAGAGGAUGGAGAGGUGCAUACAGUGGAAGACUUCCACCUGCGCAAAAGGAAACGACCAGUAGUUGUUUUAAAGAAAAUAGAACAAUAAAACACACACUUGUCACAUUUUCAGUUUUCUUACAUUGGUUGUGAAUUUUUUUUUUUUUUUUUUUUUUUUUUGGUGUGUAAAAUAGCCUGUUCGAUAAAGAGCGGUAUUUUUGUCACAUAAAUGUUAGACUAUAGUCUCAUAUUUUGUGACUGAAGCAAUGUGUCUUUGAUGUGAUUUUGCGAGGCGUAACAUAAUUGGACACUUUAUGAGACUGAAUAUUUCAUUCGAUAACAUGCUCAUAUGACUUUAGAAGGUGAUUUCAAUCAUCUUUUUUUAAAUAAAUGUUGAUUUUUUUAACUUUGCAAUGCUCUGCAGUUCACUGGGUCACACUAGCUAGAGGAACGGUCUUGCACUCAUAUUCUAAUCUACGACAUAUGUUUAAUCAAGGUGUUUUUCUGCAUUACAUAUUAUUAAAUGACAAUAGAAAAAUAAAUGCAUACCACAAACAGCUCAUAAGAAGUGGCUUCGAAUGAGACUGCUGCGUGUCUGCAUCCCCACAGCAUUGGGUUGUUGCUCCAUCUGGCGCCACAUGGCAUUUAGGACUUCAGACAGUACAUCUGAAAGGGAGACCCCAGCUGUA